This is a messenger RNA of Symbiodinium necroappetens, 1164 nucleotides long. Lineage: Eukaryota; Dinophyceae; Suessiales; Symbiodiniaceae. The record is from the annotation of a GenBank genome assembly.
AUGGCUGUGUCCUUGUCCGUGGAAACGCUAAACUGGCAUUGCCCACCAUGGGGUGGGUUGGUCCAUGGUCCAUCAUAUGACCGGCAGGCAGUCACGCCAGGGAUUGUCCACAUUGGCCUCACAGAGUUCCACCGCGCUCACCAAGCCCACUUCAUUGAUGAGUUUCUAUCAUCUGGACAGGUGGACUGCCUUUCCUGGGGCAUUUCAGGAGUCAGUUUCGCCGAGGAUCAGCACCUCCAUCAUGCGAUGGAGGAACAAAGCGGCAUGUAUGUCCUGUGCACCCGAAAUGCGCAGGAGCCGAUGGCACGCAUCAUCGGGGCUUACUGCGAACAUCUGUCUGCACCGGGGCACCAUGCUGCGAUACUUGAUCGGCUCCAAGCAGACAGCACCAAGAUCAUCAGCAUAUGCUUGAGAAAAAGCGAUUCUCUGGAUGAUGCCGGAGCUUUGGAUGGUUCGUCGGAAGAUAUUCAAUCGGAUCUGGGAGCCCUUAGGAGCAUACUCGCCUGCACUGACGCGGAGUCGCUGUCAUCGACUGUCCCGUUGAAGACGGCCGCUGCUUAUCUGGUCGCAGCUGCAGCAUUGCGCAAGAAGCGUGAUGCUCCACCUGUGGCUGUGCUCAGCUGUGAUGCAGUGCCGCGGAAUGGGGAGCGCUGCGCUUCUGCGGUAGCUUCACUGGCACAGCAGACCGGCGGUGAUGAGCUCAUGCAGUAUAUCCAGGAAAAGUGGCGAUUUCCCAGCUCGGUCUGUGAUCGCAUCGUGUACAGGUUGACACCCACGGUGCUGCAGGACCUUCACCGAGCAUCCGGGGUGGCCGACAAAGGGCCGGUUGCCUGCGAAGACUUCGUGCGAUGGGUUGUGGAGGAGCAAGAGCAAGAGCACAACAGCAGGAGCAACAGCAAAGGCAAGAGCAGGUUGCAGUCUUUACGACGGGUGAUGGCCGAGCGAGUGGUGGGACUGGUCGGAACGCCGGUCAGUGGCGAGCUGACAGACAUGGAGCGGUGUGGUGAGGAACUUUGUCCAAAAUCCGGCAGCUACGAUUGCACCUCGGGGGGUCUGGAGUCGCUGGGGAAGUUGCUCCGAAUGCCGUGGUUUGCGGGUGGUCAGAGGUUUCGAUUUCGCAACAUUGACCCAGCAGAUGCCAAAUCAUUGCGGAAGGCCACGUGA